AUGGGUAAACUCAUUCGUCUUGAGCUAUUUAAUUUCAAGUCCUAUAAGGGCCAUCAUACCCUUCUCUUUGGCGACUCGUAUUUUACCUCCAUUAUCGGCCCAAAUGGAUCAGGCAAAUCCAAUUCUAUGGAUGCCAUCUCCUUCGUCUUGGGUAUCAAGUCGUCGCAUCUACGUUCUGCCCACCUGAAAGAUUUAGUAUACCGCGGUCGAGUUCUUAAGACGUCCAAGAUCAAUGACGAUGGUUCGGCUGCCGAGCCGACUACGAAUGGACAUACAAAUGGACACGUUAACGGCGACGACAACGAUAAACCGAAUCGUAGUGACCCCAAAACCGCUUGGGUUAUGGCUGUAUACGAGGAUGAUGCUGGCGACGAGCAGCGAUGGAAGCGCAGCAUUACGAAUCAGGGUUCGAGCGAAUAUCGUAUCAACGACCGUGUCGUCACAGCCCAGCAAUAUAACGAGGCCCUCGAAGCUGAGAAUAUUCUUAUCAAGGCCCGGAACUUCCUCGUCUUCCAGGGAGAUGUUGAAGCUAUCGCGGCUCAGUCUCCACAGGAUUUAACUCGUCUAAUUGAGCAAAUUUCGGGCAGUUUGGAAUAUAAGCCCGAAUACGAGAAACUCCAAAGCGAAGCAGAUCAGGCCGCCGAGAAUUCUAACUUUCAACUCCAAAGACGGCGUGGUAUUAAUUCCGAAAUUAAGCAAUACCAAGAGCAAAAACGCGAGGCCGAGAAUUUUGAGAAGAAGACGGAAGAGCGCGAUGCGGCCAUCGUUACCCACAUCCUCUGGAAACUAUACCAUUUUCAGCAGGUUAUGGAUGAUUCCAGUGCUAAGAUCCAGGAUCAUCAGGAAAAUCUUAAGGAGUUCCGGCGCAAUGUCGAAUCAUUUGAGAGGAAGCUUGAAGCUGCUCGCAAGGAGCAGGCUGAUGCAGCAAAGGAGGUCCAUAGGGUAGAGCGACAAAUCAAGCGGCAGGAAAAGGAGAUUGAGGAGAAAGAAAAUAGUCUCGUCCCUAUAGAGGAAAAAGUGCAGCAGACAAGUUCUCAGGCCGAAACAAUCCGAACCAGGAUCGAGGGCGUCAGAAAAGAACGUGAUGAGCAGCGCAAAUUGAUCGCCAAGAUCGAGAAGGACUUGGCCACAGUUCAAAAAGCACAGAAGCAGUUCGAGGACCAGUGGAAAGAGACGAUGAAGAAGCAAGGAAAGGAGCUAAGCGAUGCCGACCGAAAGGAAUACAACACUCUUCGGGCGCAAGCUUUAAAUAAGUCUUCGGAGAAUCAAGCUAAGUUGGAAAACCUCAAUCGACAGCUAAAAACCGAUGAAGUCACCGUAAAUAGUCUGAAGGGCAAGGUUGACGGCUAUCAAGCUGCCGUAGAAAAACUAGAGACCGAGUUAGCAGCUAUCCAGGAGCGAAAACGCACCACUGAAGCUACUGUAAAGCAGCUCUCGAGCGAGAUGGAUGCCAAGAAGAAGGAAUUCAAUCAAAUCCAGUCAGAAAGGGUUAGGACUAACCAGAGACGAACUGAACUCGACGAGAAGCUUCAAGACGUCUUACGGAAAUUAUUAGAAGCAGACGAUGGGAGGCGUCAAAAUGACAAGGAGGCGCGAAUAAAAGAGAUGGUCACUUCUCUAAAGCGUAUCUACCCAGGUGUCAAGGGCAGAGUUGGCGAGCUAUGCAAACCGAAACAAAAGAAGUUCGAUGAAGCCGUCAUCACUGCACUCGGGCGCGAUUUUGACUCUAUUAUUGUCGACAGUGAGAAAACCGGUGUCGAGUGUGUGCAGUAUUUGAAAGACCAGCGUUUCCCGCCAAUGACUUUUAUCCCAUUAGACAAUAUCAAGGUUAACGCGGUGAAUACCGCUGUCAAAGGCAUUUCCGGUGCUCGCUUGACGAUCGAUGCCAUCGAUUUUGACUCGUCUCUCGAGCGUGCCAUGUCCUACGCUUGCGGCGGCUCAAUUGUCUGCGAUACACUGGAUAUUGCGAAGCAGGUUUGCUACGACCGCAGGAUUCAAGUCAAGGCCGUAACCUUGGAAGGCUUCGUUAUUCACAAGGCGGGCUUGAUGACUGGUGGACGAGUCCAGGAAAAUAAGGGAAACAAACGCCGCUUCGAGGAACACGACGUUCAAAAUCUACAGAAGAUGGCGGAUAAAUUCCGUGAUGAAAUCGAGAAGAUACCUAGGGCCGAUCGACGUGGCGUAGCAGAGGAGUCAUUACAGAACGAGCUCGCCGGGCUUGAUCAACGGUUAGCAUUUGCUAACAGUGAACUAGCUGCUUUCAACCAGAAUCUCACUAGCAAGAAAAAGGAGUUGGAACAUGUCAAGCGCCAACUUAAGGAGUGGCAGCCCAAGUUCAAAGAUGAAGACAGCAAUUUACAGAAAACUCGAGCGUCGGUCGAGAAGUUCAAGUCUGCGAUCGCCGAGGUGGAAGAUAAGAUCUUCGCCGACUUCUGCAAACGACUCGGAUAUUCUGACAUACGAGCCUACGAAGCACAACAAGGUAGUCUUGAACAAGAGGCCGAUGAGAAGCGCACACAGUUUGACCUCCAAAGAUCAAGACUAGAAAGUAAUAAGAGCUGGGAGACAUCAAGAUAUAAGGAUACCGAGAACAGACUUCAUAACCUUGAGGUCCGCCUUAAGCAGUUGUCCGAAGAUAUCAAAUCCUAUCGAGCGGAGAAGAAGGCGAUCGAGGAGGCAAUGAGCAACGACCAGGAUAACCUCGAAGCUUUACAGGAGCAGCUGGAUGAAUACAAAGCUGAACUUACCAAGCGCACCGAGAAAGUCAACGCAGCUAAGGCGGAGGUGCAAAAGAGAAGUAAGGAUAUCGAAAGUAGACAAAAAGCAAUCAGUGCUCUAGAGACGGAGGUUCAGAAGAACAGUGCUGGGAAGUUUGCUCUAUUAAGACGAUGUCGACUAGAGCAGAUCAAUGUCCCCUUAAUUUCAGGAUCACUUGACAAUCUUCCAAACGAAGACAACCUCUUACACCAAGACCCAGACGCUAUGGAUGUGGAUGACGGUGACGACGCCGAGAUGAUGGAUAACGCUAUGGAUGAUCACGGUAUCGAAGUUGACUUCGACCAGUUGGAUGAUGAUCUGAAGAAUCCUGACGAUGAGGGCAUAGAGGAGAAGCUACAAGAGAAGAUAUCAUCUCUCACCGCAGAGCUGGAAAAGCUAAACCCCAACAUGCGAGCAAUAGAACGCCUAGAAGUUGUUGAAGCGCGGCUCAAGGCUACAGAAAGGGAUUACAACGAAUCAAAAGCGGCGUUUGAAGCUGCAAAGGAUGCCUUCGACGAGAUCAAAACUAAACGCUUCGAGUUGUUCAACAAGGCGUUCGUACACAUCCGGGAGCAGAUCGAGCACGUCUACAAGGACCUAACGCGGUCGGACCAGUACCCUCUUGGUGGACAGGCUUAUCUAGAUAUCGAAGAAGACACGGACCGGCCGUAUCUGUCGGGCAUCAAGUACCACGCGAUGCCGCCGCUGAAGCGCUUCCGCGAUAUGGAGCACCUGUCCGGUGGCGAGAAGACCAUGGCUGCUCUCGCCCUGCUCUUUGCUAUCCAUUCAUACCAGCCCUCUCCUUUCUUCGUCCUUGACGAAGUCGAUGCUGCCCUCGACAACGCCAACGUCGACAAGAUCAAGAACUACAUCCGCGAGCACGCUGGCCCUGGAAUGCAGUUCAUCGUUAUUAGUCUCAAGACGGGUCUCUUCCAAGAUAGCGAGAGUCUGGUUGGUGUAUAUAGGGAUCAAGAGGUGAAUAGCUCGAGAACGCUGACCUUAGAUCUACGUAAGUACGUAUAA
Messenger RNA from Daldinia childiae, 3780 nucleotides. Its product is annotated as Structural maintenance of chromosomes protein 1. Bases 1 to 3780 code for a protein of 1259 amino acids. Gene Ontology annotation, biological process: sister chromatid cohesion. Gene Ontology annotation, molecular function: DNA binding; protein binding; ATP binding. Gene Ontology annotation, cellular component: chromosome; nucleus; cohesin complex. The record is from RefSeq and is a predicted model, not a curated record. The transcript is spliced from 5 exons. NCBI's taxonomy places the organism in Eukaryota, Fungi, Ascomycota, Sordariomycetes, Xylariales, Hypoxylaceae.